AUGUCAGGGAAAGGAAAUAAAGCUUUUACGAAAGAAGAAGAGUUGCUUUUACAAGAUUUUAGCCGAAAUGUUUCUACAAAAUCAUCAGCUCUAUUUUAUGGAAAUGCUUUCAUUGUCUCCGCUAUUCCUAUAUGGCUAUUUUGGAGAGUACAUGCUUUAGAAGUCAGCACUUCCUUAGCUUGGUUCGCAUUGGUAACAACAGUUAGCACUUGGUUACUUGCCUUGGCAUAUCGGAACACAAAAUUCCAAUUGAAACAUCGUGUUGCUACUCGCCGAGAAGAUGCUGUUGCACGUGAAAUGGCAAGAAAGCUGGCUGAUGAAAAGAAAAUGAGCAGAAAAGAAAAAGAUGAAAGGAUUUUGUGGAAGAAGAAUGAAGUCGCUGAUUAUGAAGCUACUACCUUCUCAAUCUUUUAUAACAAUGCCUUGUUUUUGACGAUUGUGAUUCUCAGUAGCUUCUAUUUGCUGCGUUCCUUCACACCCACUGUUAACUACAUAGUAUCUCUUUCAGUAGCAUCUGGUUUCCUGGCUCUGCUGUCUACUGGUACUAAG
Molecule: messenger RNA, 549 nt
Organism: Brenthis ino (lesser marbled fritillary)
Lineage: Eukaryota; Metazoa; Arthropoda; Insecta; Lepidoptera; Nymphalidae
Source: the annotation of a GenBank genome assembly